GAAAGGAUCGGCAACAUGGCGGCGGCCGUGGGUGGGAGAGUGGCGGCUGGAGGCACUGCCGCCGUGGUCAAGCCAAUCUUUAGUCGGGACCUGAACGAGGCAAAACGGCGGGUGCGAGAACUGUAUAGGGCCUGGUACCGGGAGAUCCCCAACACUGUGCACUUGUAUCAGCUGGAUAUCACAGUGAAACAGGGGCGUGACAAGAUGCGGGAGCUGUUUAUGAAGAAUGCCCAUGUCACAGACCCCAGAAUUAUUGAUAUACUUGUUAUAAAGGGGAAAAUGGAACUGCAGGAGACUAUUUACAUGUGGAAGCAACUAACACAUGUAAUGAGAUAUUUUCAUGAGACAGAAAUACCUCAACCGAAGGACUUCUUGUCCAAAUUCUACGCGGGCCAUGACCCUUGAGCCAAACAGUUUUUGAGUAGCUGUAAUUAUAUGUUUUCUCUUCUCAAUAAAGCCCUGUAUAUUGAAGAGCUCUUCAACAGAAGUUAUCCAUACUGGCAA
Pogona vitticeps (central bearded dragon) is the source of this 504-nucleotide messenger RNA. It is a transcript of the gene NDUFA6, whose product is annotated as NADH:ubiquinone oxidoreductase subunit A6. The record is from RefSeq and is a predicted model, not a curated record. Gene Ontology annotation, cellular component: respiratory chain complex I. NCBI's taxonomy places the organism in Eukaryota, Metazoa, Chordata, Lepidosauria, Squamata, Agamidae. Gene Ontology annotation, biological process: response to oxidative stress.